CUGUCUCUCUCUCUGAGAGCCGCCAUUCAGUUCUCUCCUGUACAAACUUCCAACCUCCAUACGUCCAAAUCCCGGGUCGCUUAGCCUGAAAAUCAUCUCCCCCCACCCCAAAAAAGACAACCCUUCCCUGUAUCUCUGUCAGCCCUUCUCUGUCUCUCCCUGUUUCUUUAAAUCUACGGCCCGAGUUCCCUCCUCGAAUCCCGACGAAGACGAAUCUGGUCUGUGACUCGGUUUCGGAGAGACAGAGAUGGGUGCGUUAAUGAUGUUGAUGAUGAUGGCGACUGCGAUGGUGAAGCUGUGCGAUGGAGCAGCGUACAAGGUUGGAGACUCGGCAGGUUGGACCACCAUUGGCAACGUCGACUACAAGCAGUGGGCUGCCAUCAAGACCUUCCAGCUUGGGGAUACCAUCAUGUUUCAAUACAAUGCCCAGUUUCACAAUGUGAUGCACGUGACGCACGCCGAGUUCCGGGCCUGCAACACGACGUCUCCCAAGGCGACCUACACGACUGGCAACGACUCCAUCACCCUCACCAACCACGGCCACCACUUCUUCUUCUGUGGUGUCCCGGGUCAUUGCCAAGCCGGUCAGAAGGUCGACAUCAACGUGCCUCGCAACCCUGUGAGCGCACAGACCCCUUCGCCAUCGGCUAUCCCUGCUUCUGGCAGCCAGGGCCCUUCUCCGAAUAAUGGCCAUCGGCCUCGCACUUUGAAGGGCUCUUUCGCUAAGCUCGGAUUGCUUACGGUGGUUCUUGCGGUUUGCUGUUAAUGUUGUUCUUGCUUCUGAGUCACCUUGUGUUUUGGUAUAUACAUGAGUUCGAAAACUCAUAAACAGAAUCCGGCUAGAAACUUCCAGAUUAUACACAAAUCCACCGUAUAAUUUCGUUUUGUUCUGAUU
Rhodamnia argentea is the source of this 895-nucleotide messenger RNA. RefSeq names its product mavicyanin. Gene Ontology annotation, cellular component: plasma membrane. NCBI's taxonomy places the organism in Eukaryota, Viridiplantae, Streptophyta, Magnoliopsida, Myrtales, Myrtaceae. Gene Ontology annotation, molecular function: electron transfer activity. The record is from RefSeq and is a predicted model, not a curated record. The transcript is spliced from 2 exons. Bases 248 to 766 code for a protein of 172 amino acids.